Molecule: messenger RNA, 480 nt
Organism: Suncus etruscus (white-toothed pygmy shrew)
Lineage: Eukaryota; Metazoa; Chordata; Mammalia; Eulipotyphla; Soricidae
Gene: C15H16orf82
Product: chromosome 15 C16orf82 homolog
Exons: 2
Coding region: 1-480 (159 amino acids)
Source: RefSeq, a predicted model, not a curated record
AUGAGGACCAGCCAGUCCCAACAUUCAGAGGCCUCCAGGGCCCUCCUCCUGGAGAAACCAGUGCAGGUGCCCUCCACUGGCCUACAGAUCAGCAAAGGCCAAUCUUCCAUCCAGAACGCUCAAGGACAAAUCUCAAACCUACAGUUGCCCUGCCAUAAGCCCUCAUCUCAACUGGGGUCCAGCUGUGGCAUAGAAUUGUUCCAGCAGCCCCGGAAAGACACUUGUAGUGACCAGAGAAAAGGCAGCAGAUGCUCAAGCAUUGUGAAGAGCAAGGGCCAGGACAGUAACUUCAGUGGACGAAGCAGUGGAUAUGAAGGCGAUGAAGAGAACAGCAAUGCCAAUCUAAUGGAGCUCAACACCAGAAAAAAAUCCAGCAAAAUCCACACCACCUCCCUUCUAGCCACCUCCUCCCUAGAUCUCUACAAGAAGCGGCCUCUGAGCCCUACUGUGAAGGCCAAACACGCUGGAGCCAGAAAGUGA